Messenger RNA from Larimichthys crocea (large yellow croaker), 1665 nucleotides. RefSeq names its product dehydrogenase/reductase (SDR family) member 12-like b (gene dhrs12lb). Bases 149 to 1162 code for a protein of 337 amino acids. NCBI's taxonomy places the organism in Eukaryota, Metazoa, Chordata, Actinopteri, Sciaenidae. The record is from RefSeq and is a predicted model, not a curated record. The transcript has 10 exons.
GUGGGUGUUGUUCCCAUGCAGCGUCAGCAGAGAGCGGCAAGUGCUCCCUUCCUCUCUGCCUGCUUCAUGUGAGACUGGUCAUAGCGGGUGACAAAGGGACUGGCAAAACUGGUGCACUUUCUUUUGGGGAUCACUCACUUUCGAUGACAUGUCUCUGUACAGAAAUGCUGUCUGGUUUUUGAAUGGAAUCCACCAAUAUACAAGGAAGGGAUAUGAGGCAGCAUCAAAAGACUUUGAGCCCCAGGACCUGAACGUGUCCGUUGUAGGAAGGUCUUUUAUGAUCACCGGAGCCAACAGUGGAAUUGGCAGAGCGACGGCCAUGGCUAUAGCCAAGAAAGGUGGGACAGUCCACAUGGUGUGUAGGAAUAAAGAUAAAGCAGAAGAAGCCAGGACGGACAUAGUCAAUGAGUCUGGGAAUACAGAGGUACACGUCCAUGUUGUGGACAUGUCAGAGACACACAAAGUCUGGGAGUUUGCAGAGGCCUUCAAGAAGCAGUAUCCAUCCUUGAAUGUGUUGAUAAACAAUGCAGGGUGUAUGGUGCGCAAGAGAGAGCUGAAUGCUGAGGGCCUGGAGAAGAACUUUGCCACUAACGUGAUGGGGGUGUACAUCCUCACUCAAAGUCUCAUACCACUUCUGCAGAAGAGCAGGGACCCUAGGGUGAUCACUGUGUCCUCGGGGGGCAUGCUGGUCCAGAAACUCAGAGCAGAUGACUUGCAGUCAGUGAAGGGCUACUUUGAUGGUGUCAUGGUCUACGCCCAGAACAAGAGACAGCAGGUGGUGCUGACACAACAGUGGGCCAAAGCCAACCCAGUCAUUCACUUUUCUGUGAUGCAUCCAGGCUGGGUAGAUACACCAGCUGUUUCUACCUCAAUGCCUCAGUUCCAUCGGAUGAUGGGGGAGAGGCUGCGCGGUGUGGAGCAAGGAGCCGACACUGUCGUCUGGUUGGCUUUGUCUAGAGCUGCUCCCAGAACACGCAGUGGGCAGUUCUUUCAAGAUCGUAGACCUGUUCCUGCCCACCUGCCUCUGGCCUGGACUCACAGUUCUGCAGAAGAGAUUCAGAGUUUCAUGACUCAGCUGGAGACAAUGGCCAGAGUCAUUCAGUCACAACCUGAUACAGAGCUCAAUGGACACACGAGCUCUUCCAGACCUCAAUUUGUCUGAGUUAUGAUAUAAAUGUUAAACCAUAUGUCACUGACAUAUUAGAGCAUUAGUUGCAAUAAGAUACAUUUCUGAAACAAUUGGCACGUUUAGUCUUGUCUCUUAAUUUUACACCCAUUAAUUCAAAAGUAUGACACAUUUUCAGGAUGGUGCAUAACUCAGCAUCGCUUGACUUGUUAACUUGACUGUCUGCCUUUAUUCUAUUUCUUUGAUUUAAAGACAAAUCGAUUACUUUUAUUAAGUUGGAAUAAAUAUCUCAUUGGCAGUUACUGAAUGCAUGUAACAAUAAAACUGGGUUACCUGCUAGAUGUGAUUUUGAUUUUUGCAGUAAAUACUGGUGCUUUAAAUUGCCUCAUCAAGCUCGGGUUAUUGUUCAUUUCUUUGUGUACUAAAGAAGUCCUUUGGGAAACAAAGGUCAGUAAAUCUUUUGGACUCUUGGACAGAACAGGUGUCAUAGUGACUGCCAUGUGAAAAUCAGUGUGCGAGUCAAAUGUAGAAAGCAUUUC